Molecule: messenger RNA, 1091 nt
Organism: Raphanus sativus (radish)
Lineage: Eukaryota; Viridiplantae; Streptophyta; Magnoliopsida; Brassicales; Brassicaceae
Product: non-specific lipid transfer protein GPI-anchored 23-like
Exons: 3
Coding region: 214-996 (260 amino acids)
Source: RefSeq, a predicted model, not a curated record
CGUCAGAUUCUCUAAUUCUUGUUAAAGUCCUCUGAGAAAAAAUAUUUUAAGCAAAUACUCUAAAGAGAAGAAAAAAAUGAAGCAAUUGUUUGUUCUAUUUAUUGUAUUACUAAUGUUGCAGCUGAGUUUUUAUCGCCGUCAGAAGCACUUUUGGUUUCAGAGUCACCUUUAAUAUUACCGUCAGAUGCACUUGUGGUUUCAGAAUCACCUUUAAUGUCACCGGCAGAUGCACCUGUGGUUUCAGAAUCACCUUUGGUAUCACCAUCAGACGCACAUGUGUUGUCAGAGUCACCUAUUGUAUCACCGUUAGGCGCACUUGUGUUAUCUCCUUCAUCUGAACCAUCAAACAAUGAUUGUUCUACUGUAAUUUACAGUAUGUUCGAUUGUCUUUCCUUCUUGACAGUCGGAUCAACGGAUCUUAGUCCAACUAAAUCGUGCUGUGAUGGUGUUAAAAUAGUUCUUAAAUAUAAUCUUAAUUGUCUUUGUAUUGCACUGGAGAGCAGCCGUGACAUGGGAUUUGAGUUAAUUAAUAAAAAAGCCUUUGCCAUGCCUUCUAUCUGCAACAUUCCCAUUAAUCCUCAUUGUGAUGUUGCAUCAAGUCCGACUGCAUCAAUCUCAACAACACCAGCAGCAACUACGAUUUCUCCAUCGGAGCCACCUACAAAUCUAUCACCACCUGUGGUUAUGACCCCAUCACCGCCAACGGUUACAACUUCGUCACCACCAGCGGUUAGUACUCCGUCACCACUAACGUUUACGACUCCAUCACCACCAACGUUUACAACUACAUCACCGUCAGUUAAUCCUUCACUACCUGCGGUUAUUUCAUCACCGGUUAGGACUGCUUCACCACCGACGAUUACUCAGUCAUCACCUGCAAUAAUUUCUCCGUCACCAUCUAAAUCAGGAGCCACGAACUUGUCCAUAUCCAAACUAUUCCUUGUGAUCGUCACAAUUUCUACCUGUGCUUAUGUUGUUCCUUUCAAUUUAGUUUAGUUGAAAUUCUUUUUCUGUUAUUAUUUAAUGGAUUGUUGAGAAAUAAGUUAUUGUUAAGUAUUUUAUAUCUUUUUUCAAGAAAUUUAGUUGGUUUU